AUGGCGUCCACCAGCAAAGUGGAUCCUCCCGGAGAAGACGGAGUUGAGGAAGAGGAGCUUGAACGAUUUGAUGAUUUUACUAUUGCGUCUUCAUGGGAAAGGUUUAUAUCGGAGAUAGAAGCAGUUUGUCGCCAGUGGAUAGCUGAUGGCCCAAAGAAUUUGCUGGAAAAGGGCACAAUGCAGAUGGAGUCUUCACAGAACUUGUAUAGAGUUAAAUUUGAGUUGAAAUAUGCCUUGAAAACUUAUUGCAUGGAGUAUUUCUUUGAAACCGACAGUGGAGUUAAAAUUCCAGAGUGGACUUCUCCAGUGCAUGAUUUGCAAUUAUGCUUUGGAGUGAAGGAAUUUUUGAUAAUUGCUCCUCAAAGUGCUAGCGGGGUGGUACUUGAUGCACCUGAGGCUUCCAAGCUGCUAAGUGCUGUUGCAAUUGCUUUGACCAAUUGUUGCAGUUUGUUGGCAGCAUUUGUUCCAGUGCACGAUCCUUCUCGGAAAGCUUUUAUUGGCAUUCAAAACAUGGGAACUGUCUUUACCAGAAGAUUUGAGGCAGAUCGAAUAGGAAGUCAAGUUCCUGUGAAGCUCAUGCACCUGGAAGGGUUAUAUGAGCUAUUUGUUUCCAAGUUUGCUUAUUCCUCACUUGAUUUAGUCAGCUAUCAUUUCAAAGUUCAUUUAAGAAUGAAGUCAACAUACAGAACUUUUUCCCACGAUGAUGAUGAGGAUGAUGAUUAUGCCUCUGCACAAGGUUUGAAUCCACAAGAUAUAGAUGGUAUGGGCAGUCCCCGUGUUGAUAGCCAUAGCAGAGCACAAUGGGAUGAUGACUGUCCAUGGAGUGAGUGGUAUUCUGCGGAGGAUCCGAUAAAAGGAGUGGAAUUGAUUGCAACAUGGCCUGAGAGGAUGGUCGAGAACUCUCCCGAAAUGGAGGAAUUGGAAAAUACCUCCCCUCAUGAGGCAGAGAAGUGGGUGAUGCUUCCUGUUAUCUCACCAAAUCUGGAUAGUUCAGGUGGAAACAGGAUUGGAUUUGCUUCCCAAUUGCUUCUUCUGAUUCAUGCAUUGGAUAUUUCCUUUAAUGCGAAAUUUGUAGAGGAUUUUGUCUCAGCUGAAAACAUUGCCCCUAAUAAACUCACUUCCUCAAUGGUGGUUCCCCCACCGACUGUCCUCGAUCGUGUGCUAAAGGAUCUAUUUCAGGGAUCUCAAGUUCAAGGUUUUGCUAAGGAGGAGUAUAAAUACUCUCGUGGCAUAAAAGGCGCACCAGUUGGAUCUCUUUUUUCACAGUUUUCCUUACAUUCUCUAUGGGUGGGGAACUGCAACAUACGUGCUAUUGCUGUCCUCUGGGUAGAGUUCACUCGGGAAGUUCGGUGGUGUUGGGAAGAGUCACAGCCUCUUCCUAAAGUUCUAGUGAACGGUUCAAUUGAUCUGGCAACCUGUUUGGUUAAUCAGAAACUGCAAAUGCUUGCUAUUUGUAUUGAGAGGAAGUGUGAAUUGAACGAAGAUUUCCAAGACUGUCUAGGAAGCAAUGAUCAACCCCAUGCUCAAAAGAAGGUGGCAGAAGAUGGACCGCUGAGGAAUGACACAGCUAGCACAAAAGUAUCCAGCUCAGAGUCUGAUAGGAUUCAUGACAGCAGUCCAACAGCUCAUGGCAGUUCACAAAAAUAUGAAAAGAUUGCUUCAAGCUCCAUUAUGAAGCAACAUCUUAAGUCUUCGGAUAAUUUAAGGAGGGGUUCAGCUGGAGUGGUUGGGUCCAUGAAGCUUCUGAAGACAUAUCAGAGCAUGCAUGCACCGUAUACACAGGAUCCGCCCCUGAUGACAGAAGACAUGCAUGAAGAACGCCUGCAGGCUGUUGAAGCAUUUGGUGAUUCAUUUAACUUUUCAGCUCAAUUGGAGAGAGAUGUUCUAGCAUCAGAUAUGUCAGCUUUCAAAGCAGCAAAUCCAGAUGCUGUGUUUGAGGAUUUUAUCCGUUGGCAUUCACCUGGAGAUUGGAUCAACGAUGAGACUGAAGACAAGGCAGCAGCAUCCGUAGGAAGUUCAAGCUUGAAGGAGGACUGGCCUCCACGAGGGCAGCUUUCGAAAAGAAUGUCUGAGCAAGGAAACUUGUGGCGGAAGAUUUGGAACGAUGCACCAGCCUUGCCGGCUUAUGAACAGAAACCACUUCUUGAUCCAAAUCGAGAAGGAGAAAAGAUACUCCAUUACCUGGAAACACUACAGCCCCAUCAACUUCUCGAGCAGAUGGUCUGUACUGCAUUUAAAGCUGCGGCCGACACACUAAACAUGACCAAUCAUGGCGGCUUGAAGCAGAUGACAACAAAAAUGGAGCAGCUCUACAAUACAAUGUCAUCAACGUUGAAGCCUUUACAAACAAACCGGCUAUCCAAAGGCAGUGACACCAUUGAAGACCUCAAGCGGCUGUCUACAGUCUUUGAACACGUUGAAAAACUACUAACUCUUGCAGCUUCCCUCCAUCGCAAAUUUUCAAAUGCGCCACGUCUCUCUGAAUCAAUUUUCGCGGACUACUAUGAGUUUUACCUUCCCAAAAUGGGGACCGGGGCAGGCUCGGGCGAUGUCAAGCACCAGGAGUUUGACAAGAAGCAGCAAGUAAAGAUGAAGGAAAGAGAGGUAGUAUCGAAUUUGUUCAAGCCACCAACGGCAAACCAGAAGUGGAGGAAAGUGAUAAGCAUGGGCAAUCUACUCAAUGGUCACGAGCCAACGAUGAGGGAAAUCGUAUUUACAACGCACGAAGCCAUUACUCCUGCAGCCACGAGUCGCCUCGAGGUGAGGAACGCCGGCAAGGGUUCGGAACUGGGAAUGGAGACGUAUCGCAUGUACAUAGCUGGAACUUCAAACGAUCUUCGCGUAGCCCUUUCGGUGACUUCAUGCGAUUGA
This is a messenger RNA of Linum trigynum, 2871 nucleotides long. Lineage: Eukaryota; Viridiplantae; Streptophyta; Magnoliopsida; Malpighiales; Linaceae. The record is from the annotation of a GenBank genome assembly.